Cyanistes caeruleus (blue tit) is the source of this 726-nucleotide messenger RNA. The record is from RefSeq and is a predicted model, not a curated record. Lineage: Eukaryota; Metazoa; Chordata; Aves; Passeriformes; Paridae.
CCAGGGCUGUUGCCCCCCCCCAACCUCUUUCAGCUACCUCAGCACAGCCCGGGGGGGCUCCUGCCCAACCCCCCCCGCGGGGGGCUGCACGCCCAGCCCGGGCCCCGCCCGGGGGUCCCCGAAUCCCCGGGACCCCCGGGGGUGUCCCCAAAAUGUCCCGAAAUCCCCCCGGGGCCUCCCCCGGAGGAGCCGAGCGACCUGGAGGAGCUGGAGCAGUUCGCCCGCACCUUCAAACAGAGGAGGAUCAAGCUGGGCUUCACCCAGGGGGACGUGGGCCUGGCCAUGGGGAAGCUCUACGGGAACGACUUCAGCCAGACGACGAUCUCGCGCUUCGAGGCGCUGAACCUCAGCUUCAAGAACAUGUGCAAGCUGAAACCGCUGCUGGAGACCUGGCUGAGGGACGCAGAGACGAUGUCGGUGGACUCGACCCUGCCCAGCCCCCCCUCGCUGGGCCCCCCCUCCCUGGGGGGCUUCGAGGGGCUCCCGGGGCGGCGGCGCAAGAAGCGAACCAGCAUUGAGACCAACGUGCGCUUCGCCCUGGAGAAAUCCUUCCUGGCGGUGAGAGAAAGUCCCGGAAUGUUCCGGAAAAUCCCUGGAAAUCCCGAAAAUCCCCAAAAAACCCCGCGAGAAACGGCCCCGAAACGGCCCCAAACCCAUCCCAAACCCAUCCCAAACCCAACGUGCGCUUCGCCCUGGAGAAAUCCUUCCUGGCGGUGAGAGAUUGUC